AUGGGUGCAGGUGGGCGAAUGCCGAUUGUUCCUCCUUCGAACGCCCUCGAUCGAGCCCCAUCCUCGAAACCACCAUUUACGAUAGCCGAGAUUAAGAAAUCAAUUCCACCCCACUGCUUUCAAAGAUCGCUCAUCACUUCAUUCUCCUACGUUGUAUACGAUCUCCUCAUUCUCUCCUUCCUCUUCUACGCCGCCACAUCCUACAUCCAUCUCCUCCCGGGCCCCCCUGCCCUUUCAGCCUUCGCCUGGCUUCUUUACGCCUACGUCCAGGGCUGCGUCCUGGCCGGCGUUGGGGUCCUCGCUCACGAAUGCAGCCAUAACGCCUUCAGCGAUUACCAAUGGCUCAACGAUACAGUCGGCUUCAUCCUCCACUCGGCCAUCCUCAUCCCCUACUUCUCGUGGAAACAAAGCCACCGCACGCACCAUUCAAACACCAACUCUAUCGAACAAGACGUGCUUUUCGUCCCGCAACGUAAGGAAGGCGUGGGAUCCCUAGCUAAAUACAUGACCAACAAUCCGAUUGGUCGUACCAUAACGAUCGCGACCACGCUGACCAUAGGUUGGCCUUUGUACUUAAUUUUCAACAUCUACGGCAGGCAAUACGAAAGUUUCGCUUACCACUUCGAUCCCUACAGCCCGAUUUACUCUAAAUGGGAGCAGUUUCAGAUAUUUCUAUCGGACAUGGGAGUUCUUUCGGUCGGAUUCGUUCUCUACCGUCUCGCCCUGGCCAAGGGAAUCGGUUGGGUGAUGUGCGUUUACGGCUGGCCUCUUCUCUUGACGAAUGGAUAUCUGGUGCUGAUAGCGUGGUUACAACACACUCACCCGUCUUUGCCUCAUUACGAGUUGACGGAGUGGGAUUGGUUGAAGGGGGCUUUAUCCACUGUGGAUAGAGAUUACGGGAUUCUCAACAAGGUGUUCCAUAAUAUAACAGAUACUCAUGUUGUUCACCAUUUGUUCUCGACCAUUCCGCAUUAUCAUGCCAUGGAAGCGACUAAGGCGAUAAAGCCUAUGUUGGGAGAAUACUAUCGGUUUGAUGGGACUUCGGUUAUGAGUUCGGUAUGGAGAGAAGUCAAGGAAUGUCUUUAUGUGGAGGCUGACGAAGAUGAGGGCGCAAACAAAGGCGUCUUGUGGUUCAGGAAUAAAUGA
This is a messenger RNA of Impatiens glandulifera, 1146 nucleotides long. RefSeq names its product delta(12)-fatty-acid desaturase FAD2-like. NCBI's taxonomy places the organism in Eukaryota, Viridiplantae, Streptophyta, Magnoliopsida, Ericales, Balsaminaceae. Bases 1 to 1146 code for a protein of 381 amino acids. Gene Ontology annotation, molecular function: oxidoreductase activity, acting on paired donors, with oxidation of a pair of donors resulting in the reduction of molecular oxygen to two molecules of water. The transcript has a single exon. Gene Ontology annotation, biological process: lipid metabolic process. The record is from RefSeq and is a predicted model, not a curated record.